AUGGAGUUGAAGAUGCUGCAGGAGUUCAAACUCGUCGAUUCGGUGAAGUCUGAGAUCGGAUCUGAGAUUCUGAGGAAGCACCAUCGUCUUCACUGUUCCUCAGAUCAAUUGUAUAAGGAGCUAGCUGUAGAGUUUUAUGAUAAGCAUGGAGGAACUGGGCACGGUGUGGGAGCUGCAUUAAAUGUUCAUGAGGGACCUCAAGGUUUUAGCUUUCGAUUUGGAAAUAUGACUCCGUUGCACAAGGGCAUGAUUUCAGCUAGUACUAGUGGUGGCAAUUUUGUUGGACUAGAUAGAUCUCCAGAAGAGGCUAAUGCGAUCAAUGACAUAGAUCCUCAAGCUGAAGAUAGAGAACUCAAAGUUCAGCUUUCGCACAAAUGCAGUGGAUAUUUGGGCACUCUGAAGCAGGAGUUUAUGAAGAAGAAAAAGAAUGGAAAAUUGCCAAAGGAAGCAUGGCAUCAGUUGCUUGACUGGUGGUGCAGACAUUACAAGUCGCCCUAUCCAUUGGAGGCUCAGAAGCUAGCACUGGCAGAAUCAACUGGUUUGGAACUUAAACAGAUAAAUAAUUGGUUCAUCAACCAAAGGAAACGCCAUUGGAAACCUUCAGAAGACAUGCAAUUUGUUUUGAUGGACCCAACUCUUCAUCAACACCAUCACUAUCCCCACUUCUGUAUGGACAAUGCAAUCUGCAAUCCCUUCUCCAUGGAUUGCACAUCUACUCUCCUUUGAUCAUCACAUUUACAUGCUAAUUAUUACUAUCGAUCAUAUAAGAUAAAGGGCUUCUGUAUGCAUAUGUAUUAUGUACGCAUUUUAAGACUUCGGUGUUAAUUUACAUAUCUAACUAGUUAACUUUUUAAUUCGCCAACUCAAUUAUGUUGCAGUACCAACUUCUACUUUAGUCCUGCCUCUAGCUUCUCACAAUUUCAAAAAGAGAAAUGAUUUACACACUUGUCUUAACCUGUUUUUUUCGUGUGGAAAAUUAUAGAGAAUCAUACUCGCAAGUAUAUGCUUUUUAUGCAGGUUGUAGGAAACAAUAAAACUGUAAAGGCAUACUUUUUUGUAUAUUUUAGUCAUUUGAUCCAUGUGCGUAUGUGUUUGCAGGUAGAGAUAGCAAUUACUGAGGCUCAAACAUUACGGGGAGCAUGUCACUCUUAAAAAACAAGUUUGGAGGUGUUCAAGAAACUGUGAAGUCUUUUAUGUGGCAAUUUCCUUCCAAUUUGUUGCCUGUUUGUACUUCUGAUGGAUAGUUUCAUGUUUUGUAGUAUAGCUCAUUGUUUUUAGCCCUGAUUUUAGGAAUAUGUGACUAGUUAUGGAAGACUACAGCAAACAUGCAA
This is a messenger RNA of Malus domestica (apple), 1331 nucleotides long. Lineage: Eukaryota; Viridiplantae; Streptophyta; Magnoliopsida; Rosales; Rosaceae. The record is from RefSeq and is a predicted model, not a curated record.